UUUUACCAGUUUACACUAAACCCUCGAUCUUUUGAAUUACAUCAGCUACGACCCUGUGAAGAAACUCCGGUUGUAGGCAGCGUUCUCUUCGGUCUUCACUCUUCACUGACACGGCGACACUACGGUCGGGAACAAGCCUUUCGCCUUCCGUUUACUAUUCGAAUGCUUUCACUUGCACGGCGGUGCCGGAGAUCUCUCCAAUGUUUCCAGCCGCUUGCCUCUCAACUACAAUCAACGAGAGCUCUCGCCGCGGCCGCCUCCUCUCCUCCAACCCGUAGGCGGUCAAAAUUCACUCCGGCAGUCAUGAGGAAAACCGAUGACAAAUCUGAAUGGUGGGUCGUCGAUGGUGAAAUGCACGAAAUCGGAGAAAACGUGCCGCCUCGAGAGAGAUUCGUUAUACCCAGGGACAACAUCCCUAACAAACGUCGUAAGCAGCUCCGUGAACAGUUUAUGCGCCGCACUCGCCUCGUUCUCAAAGAAUCGGAGCAUGAGCCCUGGUGCAAAAAGUACAUGGAACUAUAUCAGGAGCUUAGAGAGAAUUGGGAGAGGAUAUACUGGGACGAGGGUUAUUCCAAGAAACAUGGUCAAGAACGUGCAAGCUAUGACUCUGCUGAAGACGAUGAUGAAGACUUUUCACCUUACAGAAGAAAGCAACCCCAUGUUGAGGACAUGAAGAAUCAUGGUUUUGAUAGAAAUAGGCGGGGAGAUACAGUGGAAAAGGCAGGUGUGAUCCGAGAUAAGUUUGAAUUUGACCGGGAGAGAAGAAUGAGAGAUAGAGCUUUUGCACCUAUGAAUGGAGGAAUGCCGUUUACAGCACCUGAUUCACCCUCAAGAAAUCAAUCAUUUGAUGCAAAGCGAUAUCUUUCCUCCAGUGACAGCGAGUAACUAUAUGGUCAUCAACAACAACUGUUUCUUUUUGACUUAAUGGGCUUAAUUGAGACACUACUUAUGUAUCGGGUGCUUCUUUCGGACUUAAUGCAUAAAGACGGACUUAAUAGAGCUUUAAAAGUCUUGGUUAUAUUAAGCAAUGACAUCGAUAUUAUUAGAUACUUGUUACUUAAAACAUCAAUAUAAUCAUGUGGUUGUGUUGGAUUUGAAAUUUUCUAACCACUUAGGUGCGUAUCAAUUUGUAUAUGAAUACUUUGAAAUAUGUUACAGUUUGAUUAGCGGAAAACUGAAAGAAAUUCGUUUUCA
Molecule: messenger RNA, 1194 nt
Organism: Lactuca sativa (garden lettuce)
Lineage: Eukaryota; Viridiplantae; Streptophyta; Magnoliopsida; Asterales; Asteraceae
Source: RefSeq, a predicted model, not a curated record